This is a messenger RNA of Limanda limanda (common dab), 5434 nucleotides long. RefSeq names its product complement component 5 (gene c5). Gene Ontology annotation, molecular function: protein binding; endopeptidase inhibitor activity. The record is from RefSeq and is a predicted model, not a curated record. Bases 89 to 5125 code for a protein of 1678 amino acids. Lineage: Eukaryota; Metazoa; Chordata; Actinopteri; Pleuronectiformes; Pleuronectidae. The transcript has 42 exons. Gene Ontology annotation, cellular component: extracellular region.
UCAGAUCCUAACGUCUGCUGUCGGUGGCUCGGUCGUGUGAGUCCCAGUUGUGUCUGUGGAUCUUCUUCAGUGUGUCUUUACCUUCAGGAUGAAGGUGUGUGUCCUCCUGUUGUGUGUGUGUUGUCUCUGCUGGAGCACGGAGGCUCAGUCCAGAUCGUAUCUGGUGACCGCUCCUCGCUCCUGGCGUCUGGACGCUGAGGAGACAGUGCUGCUGCAGCUGUUUGGGUUUUCAGAGGAGAAGAGGGUCUACGUGUUUUUGAAGACCUCCAUGGCUCCGGAUCAUGUGGUUCUAACUCGAGAGGUCGUGACCCUCAACACUCAGAACCACCAUCAGGCUGCCGCCAGAGUCCGGCUGUACCCGAGUCAACUGGAUAAGACUGUGACACAUGUGAUCCUCCACGUCCAAUCAGAAGAGAUCAACCAGCACCGGUCGAUCCCUGUCAGCCGCUCCAACGGCUUCCUGUUCAUCCAAACGGACAAACCGCUGUACACCCCCCACCAGCAUGUCAAAGUUCGGGCGUUCUCCCUGAACCAGGAGCUGGGACCGGCCAAUCGCAGCGUCUUCCUGACCUUUAAGGACCCGGAUCAUACGACAGUGGACAUUGUGGAGAUGUUUGAUUUGAAUAAUGGAAUCCCAUCUAUGCAAAACCCUUUCAAGAUCCCCAUCAAACCAAAGUUGGGGAUCUGGUCCAUCGAUGCUUCCUACUCAGAUGACUUCACCACCACAGCGAGGACGGACUUUGAAGUUAAAGAAUAUGUUCUUCCCAGUUUCUCCAUCCUCCUGAAGCCGGGAGCAAGUUACAUCAGCUAUGGAACUUUCAACAGAUUCAGCUUCAAGGUCUCAGCCAGGUAUCUGCACGGGGCGCCGGUGGCCGACGGCGAGCUGUUCCUGCGAUACGGCUACGUCAGCGGGAAGACUCCUCCGGUCAUCAUCCCCAACUCCGUCACCAGGGAGAGAUUGUCCUCCACAGGGGAGGUGGAUGUGACAGUGAACUGUGAGAAGGUUCUGUCCAGAGACCUCAGCAGCCUGAUGGGGAAGUACCUGUACAUCGCUGUGCUGCUGAAGGAGGACUCAGGUGGUAUCUCUCAGGAGGCGGAGUUUGCUGCCGUGAAGUUCGUCAAAUCACCUUACCGACUGAGCCUGGUGUCCACGCCCCCUUUCAUCAAGCCUGGACUUCCUUAUAACAUCCAGGUGCUGGUGAAGGAUCACCUGGACCAGCCGGUGAACCGGGUUCGGGUGCAGCUGGUGGAGCGACAGCUGCUCCGCCAGGGGACGACCACGGAGGACAUGCCCUGUCCCGACAGCGCCAGCAGCCAAUCAGACGGCCUCGCUGUCUUCAUCUGCAACCCCCCCCGGGAAGCCGAGCGCGUGAUGCUGAAGUUUGAGACGGCUGACCCCGCCCUCCCGGCCGCCAGUCAGGUGAGUCUGAGUUUACACGCGGCGGCGUAUCACUCCCCGAACCAGCGCUACCUGUACAUCGACCCCCCCCUGCCGGGCCGCGGCCUGGCAGCGGGACAGUACGCCAACAUCCAGGUGUACUCGGCCACGCCCUCCUACCUGCCUGUCGGCGCCCUCAGCUACCUGGUGCUCUCCAAGGGGAAGGUGGUGGCGUUCGACAGCCACAAGUUCGUCCCCAGCGGCGACAACAAGCACACUCUGAGCUUCAAGGUGACGAGCGCCAUGGCGCCGUCCAUCAGGCUGCUGGUCUACUACAUCCUGUUUGGAGAGGGGACGUCCGAGCUGGUGGCCGACUCCGUCUGGUUGGACGUCAGAGACAAGUGUGUCAGUGGACUGCAGACUGAGCUCUCAGUUCGUAGGCGGAGCUACAAGCCAAAGGAAAAACUGCAGCUGGACAUCAGGACCAAUCAGGACGGACUUGUGGCUCUGUCUGCCAUAGACCCCGCCCUCUUCACACUGAGACCGAACUACAGAGACCCUGUUUCCACGGUUCUUCGCCACAUCGAGCAGAGCGACCUGGGCUGCGGUGGGGGGGGCGGCAAAGACAGUGCAGACGUUUUCCGAUUGGCCGGCCUCACCUUCAUCACCAAUGCCAACUCCCAGCCAUCAACCAACAGUGACACGUGCACAGCAGCGGUUCGUCCAAAACGAGCUGUGACUGAUGAGGAGAAGAAGAAGAAAGCCGAGAGUUACGGCUCUCUGAAGGUCUGCUGUGAAAAGGGGAUGAAGUUCAUCCCAAAGAGUGUGACCUGUCUCCAGUUCGCCGCCCAGCACCACAGGCUGCAGCCGCGCUGCCGGGAAGUCUUCAGGUCCUGCUGCGAGUUCAUCCUGCUGCACCUGGACCACAACCUGGUCCUGGGACGCCACGACAUGGGUGCAGACUUUGACCUGGCGCCCUCUCUGGUGCGGAGCUACUUUCCAGAGAGCUGGCUGUGGGAGGUGCAGAGCGUCAGUUCAGGUCAGGUGUCGGUCAGCAGGACUCUACCGGACUCUCUCACCUCCUGGGAGAUCAAGGCCAUCGGCAUGUUCAGGAACGGGUUGUGUGUUGACUCGGUGCAGGUGUCGGUCAGUAAGUCGUUCAGCGUUGACGUUCCGUUGCCGUACCAGGUGGUGAGAGGCGAGCAGCUGCAGCUGUCCGGCUCCGUGUACAACCACCAGCCCGACAGCAUCACGUACUGUGUGACACUGACGGCCGGACCAGAACUCUGUCUGCUCCAGUCAGAAGCUGGCGGGGGGGCGGGGCUGCGCUCCACGCCCUGCAGCUGGAGCCGCCUGUCAGCAGGGGGCGUCGGCAAAGUGACCUUCACCCUGAUGGGCCUGGAGCCUGGAGAGCACUCGCUGAUCUUCACCCUGAAGACCAAGCAAGGCAACAGAGACGUCCUGGAGAAGAAGCUCCGAGUGGUGCCUGAAGGGGUGAGGAGGGAGGAGUUCUCUGGAGGGAGACUGGACCCUCGGGGACUCUACGGUUCGGAGAAGAUGACGGUGACGCUGAAGAACAAACUGCCCACGAACAUCGUCCCCAACUCGGCUGUGGAGAGAAUGCUCACAAUCAACGGUGAAGUUCUCGGUGAGGUCUUGUCUGUGAUGCACAACCCUGAAGGCCUCAGACGACUUGUCAACCUGCCAGCGGGGUCAGCGGAGGCGGAGCUGGGGGGACUCCUCCCCCUCGUCCACGUGUAUCGGUACCUGGAGACCACGAGGAGCUGGGACGUCCUGGGACCGGACAUCCAGAAGAACUCAGCAGAACUGAGCCAGAAGAUCAGAGAGGGUCUGGUCGGCAUCAGCUCCUUCAGACUCGGAGACUCCAGCUACAGCAUGUGGAUCAAGCAGAAGCCCAGCACCUGGCUGACGGCCCUGGUGGUGAAGACGCUGUCUCUGGUGGACCAGGUGGUCCCGGUGGACCAUGAGUCUCUGUCCCACUCGGUGGCGUGGUUGAUCCACAGCGCCCAGCAGCGGGACGGCUCCUUCACCGACACGUCCUCCUUCAGACCCAACAAAGUCAUGGCAGCGGGCAGCGAUGUGGUCGAGCGGUCGGUGUAUCUCACCUCCUUCGUGUUGGUCUCCUUGAAAAGAGCGACGAGCAUCAGAGACCCGAUCCUGCAGCUCAGAUUUCAUGAUGACAGCAUUAGGUCCGCAGCAAACUACAUUUCCCAGCAUGCCCUAGGUGUCAAGAGUGUGUACGUGCGUGCGGUGGCGACCUUUGCUCUAACCCUUCAUGACCCCAACAGCAUGGCAGCCAAUCAGCUGCUCACCAGCCUGGAGCACCUGGCCCGGCAGAAAGGUCACCCUGCUGUACUCAGGUACUGGCAGGAGUCCAGCGUAGCAGCCGAUUGGCUGAAGCCCGACCAAUCCAGCGGUUUGACGGUGGAGGCGACAGCGUACGUCCUGCUCACCGUGUUACUCAAGGGGAGGAUCCAAUACGCCAACCCAAUCCUUUCCUGGCUGACACAGGACCAGCAUUACGGAGAGGGUUUCUACUCUGUCCAGGACACAGUGCUGACCCUGGAGGCCGUCGCAGAGUACCACAAAACUCUCCCUCGAGCCGUCCUCAAUCAAGACAUCAACAUACGUUACAGCAGGAAGGGGGCGCUAGCACGAGUCCAGCUCAGCCAGACCCGACCUGUGGCCACACCCAUUCAGGUGACGGAGGAUGAUGACAUCACUGUGAGCACAGGUUAUGGGCGGGGUGUGUCUAAUGUGAAGCUGAAGACGGUUUAUUACGAGACCAGCUCGUCCACGCAGGCGUGUAACUUCGAUGUUACCGUGGAGAUGGUUGGCCAAGGCGUCUCCGGAGAGCCCAGCAUGAGUCAUCCUCACCUGGUCGCCUGCGCAAAGUAUAAACCCCUUCCUAACGAGGUUCACACUGAGUCCAGUCUGACGGUGAUGAGGAUCCAGCUGCCGACCGGUGUGGACGGUUACCUUGACGACCUGAGACAGUUCAGAGACGCUGACGAGCCACUGAUCUCCCACUACGAGCUGCAAGGAAACACUGUGGUCAUUCAGAUGGACUCAGUUCCCUCGGACGUCUUCCUGUGCGUUGGUUUUCGGAUCAGAACCAGUUUCAGAGUGGGCGGAGCCAGUGAGUCUGUGCUCAGUGUCUACGAGCCUCAGGACAAAGGCAGCAUGUGCAGCAAACUCUUCUCCUACCAGGAGCAAAAGCUGCAGCGCCUCUGUGUGGGCGAAGAGUGUCAGUGCAUGACAGCUGCCUGCGCCACCUACAGGGGAAACGUGGACGUGACGCUGACGACGGCCAAACGCACAGAGGAGACCUGUCGACCGCACGUCAGAUACGCGUUCAAGGUGACGGUGAAGUCGUCAGCAGCCGACGGCGACUUCAUGACCUUCACAGCCUCCGUGGUGGAAGUCCUGAAGAACACAGAUAAAGCGUUUGAGGCGGUGAGUUCAGGUACAGAGGUGGAGCUGGUAAAAAAGAUCACCUGCAGCCAUGUGGACGUUCACAGCCACAAACAGUACCUGGUGACGGGAGCCAGAGGGUCAGAGGUCACGCUCAGCCACGGCCUCAGGUAUCGUCUCCCUCUGGACUCGGACACGGUGGUGGAGCUAUGGCCAACAGAUUGUAGUUCUCCCUCCUGUUUGGACUACGUGUCCCAGCUGGAGGACUUUGCUCUGGAGCUGCAGUUGUCCUCCUGUCCUGACGCAUCGUAACUAGAGAAAAGGACUUCUUUUGGCAACAGAUGGAGUCGCCGCCUGCUGGUCAUUAGGGAGAACACAGGCCUCAGCCACUUCUAUUUUCACGUCAGUUUAACCAGGAAAAAAUAAGAAAUAUGUUCUUGAUGCAGAAAAGUGAUUUUAAAGUUUAGCUGAUAAUAAAACAUUUGCAUCUAUAACAAACUAUGUUUUAUGUAUAACAAUAUAAAAACCUGUGUGUAAAUGGAACAAACAGAUUUUAAAGCUUCAAUAUCUGAUGAUUUUUAUGAGUUUCUUGUUACAUUAAAAUGUGUCUGAGAUCUUUAA